This is a messenger RNA of Linum tenue, 1663 nucleotides long. The record is from the annotation of a GenBank genome assembly. NCBI's taxonomy places the organism in Eukaryota, Viridiplantae, Streptophyta, Magnoliopsida, Malpighiales, Linaceae.
AUGGCAUUCCCUCUCUUGGCUUUUGCCUCCACUUUCUUCUUCUUCUCGACCUUCCAAGGAACAACCCAAUUCUCCACUUCACAACCAAAUGACUCGCAGCUUGUCUCCCACAUCUCACUCCCGCCGGAAAUCCUUCCCAAUAACCCUCUAUCUCCAACUUCAUCCCCUUCUGAGCCUGCUACAGUUUUCAGUGUGCUUUCUUACGGUGCAGUUGGCGAUGGUGAAGCAGACGACACGCCAGCGUUCAAGAUGGCAUGGGACAUUGCCUGCAGCCAAACACAACCCGCCCUCCUCGUAGCUCCAGCUGGCUAUCGUUUCGUCGUUCAGCCUACUGUCUUAGCAGGACCUUGUCAGACUAGCCUCCUAUUUCAGAUUGAUGGAACCAUAAUGGCACCGGAUGGACCGAGAUCAUGGCCCAAUUACUCGAACAAGAGACAAUGGUUGGUGUUCUACAAUGUCACAGGCAUGACAGUGCAGGGUGAUGGUGUUGUAGAUGGGAGAGGACAUAAAUGGUGGGAUCUCCCCUGUAAGCCUCACAAAGGGAUUCAUGGAACAGCAACAGUAGCUCCUUCCUCUUGUGAUAGCCCAGUUGCAAUAAGGUUCUUCAUGAGCUCAAACCUCACAGUUCAAGGGCUGAAGGUGCAGAACAGUCCUCAGUUCCACUUCCGGCUCGACCACUGUCAAAAUGUCGUGGUGCGAAUGCUCAACAUCCACUCACCUUCUUUGAGUCCUAAUACAGAUGGGAUUCACAUUGAGAACUCCAACAACAUCAUAGUUCACAGUUCUCUAAUCUCAAAUGGAGAUGAUUGUAUAUCCAUUGGAGCUGGAAGUUAUAAUGUUCACAUACGGAACAUUACCUGCAGCCCAAGCCAUGGAAUUAGCAUUGGCAGCCUAGGUUUCCGCAACUCGGGAGCCUGUGUAUCAAACAUCACAGUGUCUGACUGCUUCAUUCAUCAUUCUCAGAACGGUGUACGAAUCAAGACAUGGCAAGGAGGGUAUGGCUCAGUAUCUCAGGUCAAGUUCCACAACAUCUGGAUGGAGGGCGUCCGAAACCCUGUGAUCAUAGACCAGUACUACUGCCUCUCCAAGAACUGCUCCAACCAGACCAGUGGAGUCUACAUCCAUGAUGUCUCUUACUCAAACAUCCGGGGCACGUACGAUGUCAGGAGCCCUCCGAUGCAUUUGGCCUGCAGCGAUUCGGUGCCCUGCACGGACCUCGAGCUGUCAGAUAUAGUGUUGUUCCCCGGAGCUGACCAUGGUGGAGUUGCAGAGAAGAACCCAUUCUGCUGGAAUGCUUAUGGAGGAAACCAGACGCUCAUCGUCCCUCCUGUUUCUUGCUUGAUUGGAGGGAGUCCAGAUUUGAUCAUGGACUUGAAGGAGGAUCUUUGUUGACUUAAAGCAGCUAUUUUGGAUUCCAGCAAACACAAAAAAGGAAAUAAAGACUAGCUCUUGGACUGGAAACGGGGUGCUGCCACAUCUACUAAAUGGCAACAUUCAGUAGUCUGAUGUACAAUAUUUCUCCGUGCAAAAUAGAAACUGCAGACUACAGAUUCUUAGCUAUAUCAGGCAAGAGAGGUCUUUAAAAAGAAUACACGCGGAAAAGCAUGUGAAGGUUGGUACAAAAUGCAGAUGAAAGAAGUUGGGACAGGGUGGCCAAACUUGU